AUGAAUGUUUUCUUUAAGAUAACUACUUUGAUGAUUUCUCAGUGUGAAAAAAAUGCAGACAUAAUUGUAAAAAAUGCUUAAGUGAAUAAGAUUAUAGUGAAUGUUUUGAAGGGUGAAGCACUUGAAGAUUUAUUAGAUUCUUAAUUUUAUUAUUCUAGCCGUCUAUAAAAGAUAUAAAGUUGCCCUAAUGUAUUAAAUAAUUGUAAUCCUUUUUAAUCAAAUGUUGAUAAUUGUAAGUGUGCAGAUUCAAUAAUAUACAACACUGUAGAUUGUGAUUAUUGUAAUGAAAUAUUGUAUGAUAGGCUUAAUAAUGAUUGCAACAUUUAAUGUUAAUAGUAAUGUACAAAGUGUAUAAAUGGUAAAUGUAUUGAAUGUGCGACGGGGCUACUAUUUGGAUAUCAUUACAUAAACUUGUAAAGACUAUCGUUACUAUACGAUGGAACUAAAAUAGUUAAUCAAAAAUGUGAUGAUGGUAUUGAUAUUGUAUUAUUAAAUAAUUUUUAAAAUGAUUAUAUAAAUUCAAUCCGAUUGUUAUGGUUGUAAUUUUUUUUGAGAUCAGAUUGUUAAUAAUUCAAUUUUAACAAGGGUACCUGCUCAAUUUACAAAGAAAAGUUAAUUAUUCAGAAAAAUGAUUGUCAAAAUAAAGUGUAAAAAAAAAUAAUAAAAAUUAUGUUAGAAAAAAAUUAACCAACUUUUUUCAUCAAUGUUAUUUGA
Paramecium sonneborni is the source of this 714-nucleotide messenger RNA. The record is from the annotation of a GenBank genome assembly. Lineage: Eukaryota; Ciliophora; Oligohymenophorea; Peniculida; Parameciidae.